GCCUUUCACGGUUCGGAUUCGAGGCUUCCGGCGGUACCGUAACUGAAAAAACUAUGCCUGGUCCAUGCAAUCUCAAGAAGAGGAAGAAGCUACAAGUGAAGAAAGGGAGGAAAUGCAGCUCAGUACACACCGCUCUAGACGACGAGCACGCCAAUCUUGCGUCGGCUGUCGAUAUCUCGACAUACGACAUCCUAGCAUCCUCCGUAAUGCCUGAGGAAAAUUACGGUCCUCGCGAGGAGGAGGGCUAUGGAGAUGGAAUUGUUCCACAAAUGCCCUACAUACACGAUCCCGGUAACGGGCCCCGCGUUCGGGACACACGCGCCUUCUUAUCAUCGUUCUUCGCCCAGCCGCCAACGCUAGAUGACCCUUUAUGCGCAGAGUUUGCUCAAGAUGAGGUGUUGCAAAUGCUAUGCACUGUUUUACCUGACGAAACUGCCCUCAUACUCUGGUAUAACAAGAGCAGAGCGACAGGACGAAUUUGUCCUGCGUGCCGUAGAUUGUACUGCCUUGGGGAUGUUUUACCCGAUCUUAUUGAAGAUGGGCUCAAAAGUCCUCCCCAGCGUUCUCCGCUUUUAACCAGUGAACAGAAGAUCAGUGGCCUCUGCUCUCCUGUCUGUUUUAUUCUGGCUUCAUUUGAAUAUCCUGGGGCCAUCAAGACUACUUGGGGUAGGAUAGCCGAAGAUAUGGAUGAUUAUACGUGGCAAUUAUUGAAUGGCCCUGGACAAGGGAGUGGUGAUAUGGGUCUCAGUCUAUUACUUAAGAUGACUAGGCUUGAUGAUCUGGGUCUCGGUCAGCUAUGUCUUCCGGAAGUUGACUUUGAUUCAGGCUGGGAAGAGCUACAAGCCUAGCUAACCUGGCUGUGCAUAUAUAGACAAACGAUAUAAUUCCCGGACUAUUAAUUCGCUUUCGAAGUUAUCUUGCUUUUUUUGUAUACCCAGUCGUUUAUAUAUUUACAGGAUAUCUAUGGUCGUAUUUAUCAGGGGCCACAAUUUCAACCGUGAUACAUCAUAUUCAUGGUAUUCGUUAUGGAGGGUCCCGCAUAUAUCAUACAGUGCACUUCGGCUCACCGAUCAACGGGAUCACAACGUGAACCAU
Messenger RNA from Serpula lacrymans var. lacrymans S7.9, 1095 nucleotides. RefSeq lists its product as uncharacterized. Lineage: Eukaryota; Fungi; Basidiomycota; Agaricomycetes; Boletales; Serpulaceae. The transcript is spliced from 4 exons. The record is from RefSeq and is a predicted model, not a curated record. The coding region runs from base 54 to 848 and encodes 264 amino acids.